Topomyia yanbarensis is the source of this 1403-nucleotide messenger RNA. RefSeq lists its product as uncharacterized. The coding region runs from base 133 to 1014 and encodes 293 amino acids. The transcript has 2 exons. NCBI's taxonomy places the organism in Eukaryota, Metazoa, Arthropoda, Insecta, Diptera, Culicidae. The record is from RefSeq and is a predicted model, not a curated record.
AUAAAGGGAAAAACAACUUAGUGGUAGCUAGCAGAUCGUGAAGCGGCACAGAUUUUCUUUCACUUCCCACUUGCUCGGACGACGAACUUGUUGUGGUUAGUUUGGUGCCAAUUAGGCGCAAAGAAAAAAAAUAUGAAAACAAUUUUGUGGUUAAUUAGUUUGGUGGCGUUGGUUCUUGACCUUACGUAUGCGGAACCCGAACCGGUUGUGCCGGAAGCGCGGAAAACGCGACAUCCGUCCAGUUCUCCAACCGUCUAUAAUUCAAUAUCAGGACCUGACAGUGAAACCUUGAGUAAACUUCAGAAUCAAGUGGCACCGUCAGGGCAGAUUCCACUGAAACAGAUUGGACAACCUCUUAGAACAUCGGAAGCAUCACCUGCCUACGUUGGAACUUUAAACCAGCCCCUGAGCAGUCAUGUGCCGACUUCUACCCAUCAGAACAUUGCUGGUCAGUAUUACAUGGCAAUGACACCGCACGGUACGGGCAAUCAAUUGCUGGCUCCAGCGACCACUCCACUGAUCAUGCAAUACAUCAACCCACAGGGACAGCCCACUGGAGGACUUCAGUACAUUCAACUGCUACGACCAAUUCUCUACCCAUACAACACCCAAUACGCCCAACCAUCCUACGUUCAACAGCAGCAGCAACCGGCCGCUAUCAAUCAGCACCAGCACCAGCACCUGCACCACCCGCAUACCCUGUCCCAUUACUCCGCGCAUCCAUCGCCAACUUCGCCGCCCAAUUCGCAACCCACCACUCAAUCCAGCUUCGUUCCCUUCCAGCCCUCUUCACUGGCACAGUACGCAGCAGCAACAACCGCUAGUCAUCAUCUGCAAUCACCACUAGCCUACAAUCAACCCGUCGGUCAGUAUUCCAGCCCUAUGAUCUCCUACUACCCACCGAGAAUCUCGCUUAUCAACCCACCGGGAGAUAUGAAUCUCAACACCAACGAGUAUAUGCCUCCACCGGGGGAUCAUGUCUUCAUCAAAGGUGUCAAGUCGAUUAGAGCCUAGGUGAGCUAGGAUGAUAUGCUGUUAUCCCACAAAGAGCCUGGUUGUGAUCUCACCCCAGCACUAAACUACAUUUCGUUCCGAUUCCAAAAACAAAAUAGGAUACUAGAACUGCACAACAAACCAUUAAAUAUUCCAUCAAUGAUCAUCGAAUGAGUGUGGUGAAAACAAAAUACAAACUGAUCACAUUAUACUGCUUGUAUCUCAUGUUUCGUUCGGUAAUGAGAUUUCAUUAUUUAUGAUAUUUAAUAAUGUGCUGUUGAAUAAUAUUUAAGACCAAAUCAACCAACAGUUAAAAUUUGAGGCCUAAGAUUGAGCCUUAAAAUGAAGAAAUUAGAUCAAUGUAGAAAAAUGUACAAAGACAUCUUGUUUUAGUUAUCUAAAAAACAAAA